Molecule: messenger RNA, 4342 nt
Organism: Malaya genurostris
Lineage: Eukaryota; Metazoa; Arthropoda; Insecta; Diptera; Culicidae
Gene: gem
Product: upstream-binding protein 1
Exons: 11
Coding region: 535-3384 (949 amino acids)
Biological process (GO): regulation of transcription by RNA polymerase II
Cellular component (GO): nucleus
Molecular function (GO): RNA polymerase II cis-regulatory region sequence-specific DNA binding; DNA-binding transcription activator activity, RNA polymerase II-specific
Source: RefSeq, a predicted model, not a curated record
ACUGACUCGCAAUUUCAAUGCCCAGACUUAUUGUGUAUGUCCAAUCCAAUAUGUGUACUUAGUGUAAUCGUAUGACCAGAAAUAUAAUUCCCGAAAAAAAUACUAGUGAAAGUGCAAAUUUUCUAGAUAUAUUCUUUAGAUAAAGUAUAUAUAAAAAAAAGCAAUAAUAUUAAGGUACAUAGAGAACAGGCACGUACGUUCAACCAUUUUCGAUCGGGAUACUUAUCGAACGAAUAUGUAAACUGUUAAAAGCUCGCUGUACAAACUGUGGAAAUUUUCAACAUCAUCCGUUGCACCUGGAACAAUUGAAAAAUAAGGGACAUACUAACCAAUCCAAGAGUUCACUAUCCGAGUAACGCGCGUGUUAUCACACGAUUGUGAGAAGAGAAGAAAAAAAAAAGCCAAAAGCAGAUUACAUUCGGUUCUGUGACAGUGAGUGAAACAUCGAACAAUCGAUUGUUGACAAUAGAAAGUUCAAUUUUGUGGUAAUUUCAUCAAGAACGAGCUGGAACUCCCGAUGCGAUAGAACUACGAAUGGCGGUAUCGUUGCUGGCAAACCUAUGCAAUAGUGGCUUCGAGCAGCUCUGCCAGACACCUGAGCCGUUGAAAUUUUACUAUCACAACAGCGACCAACUCCCACAGGCCAACAUUGGCCCUGAACCCAUCGACGAAGAAGAACAAAUGGAAUACACUACUUCUUUCUACACCAAUCAGCAGCAGCAACAACAACAGCAGCAGCAGCAGCCGCCGCAACAGCAGCAGUCGAAUCAGCAGCAGAACCAACAACAUUUUGAGGAGAUUUCAGAGAACUACAAUCUUGAAAACGACGACACAUACAGUGGAUCGCCAAGCAAUCUUCAGGACUAUCGCAACACAUUCGUAGAUUCGCCGCCGGAUUCCAAAGAGGCCUGGCCUGCUGAGUACGACAAGAUGCAAUCAGAGUUAACCGCUAAUAGCGGUGCAACUACUAAUGUUACAACGUCCGUGGUCGUAGUGGCGGCAGCAGCAGCCGCAGCGGCGGCCGCCGCACAGCAAGACAUCACAUUUAGUGCUGGCAUACCGACGCGCAAGCGACGCAUUGAGUGGACUGCUACUAACCAGGAGGACGAUAAUGACAGUUCCGAGCCGAAGAUUGCCGCUACCGAGAAAGAACGCACCGAUGCUAGACGUAAAGGUGCAAUUCGCUGGCCUGAAGAGCUGGAUCUCGAUCUAAGCAAUGAAUUGUCUGGUAAUGGAUAUAUGAGUGAUUCAUUGUUGACUUUCCCGGUGUUCAAACAAGAAUUGCCAUCACCACCACAAAAAAUUGCAAACGAAGUUAUAAAAAUUUCGAAAAUAUCUGCGGCUUCAAGCUCACUUAAUCAACAACAACAGCAGGAGCAUCAACAACAACAGCAGCAGCAUCAUAGUCACCAGCAUCACCAACAGUUACAGAAUCAGGAUCAACAACAACAACAGCAGCAGCAGCAGCAACAGCAGCAACAACAACAAAACCAGGCUGGGCAACAGCAGCAAAGCAUAGGUAACAGUGGCAAUACCAAUGGCGUUCAACAGCAGUCUCCUGUCAGUAACGAACAGUCGCUCGUGGGGGGUAUUGUCGGUGGGGUACAUGGCCCCAUGAGCAAUAUGGGAGGAUUACAAAACUUUAUGCACAGUAAUCGUUACGAUAGCACAGGAAAUCUCAAUAAAUCUUGUGACAACACGCAGCGUUUUGAGAAGGCUCAUGAUGAUAACAGGUUCCAAUACGUACUAGGAGCAGCUACGUCUAUUGCCACAAAGAACAAUGAAGAAUCUCUAACCUAUUUAAACCAAGGUCAGAGUUACGAAAUCAAACUGAAGAAAUUGGGUGAUCUGUCACCCUACCGGGGGAAGAUACUAAAAAGUAUUAUAAAAAUUUGCUUCCACGAACGACGUCUGCAGUAUAUGGAACGUGAACAAAUGCAGCUUUGGCAAGCCUCUCGGCCAGGUGAAAGGAUUUUAGACGUUGAUAUCCCCCUUUCUUAUGGAUUGAUUCAGGUGCAACCGAAUAGUAGCAGUCUGUUAAACACGAUGGAGGUAUACUGGGACCCCAUGAAGGAGGUCGGUGUGUAUGUCAAAGUGAAUUGUAUUUCGACCGAAUUUACGCCAAAAAAGCAUGGCGGCGAAAAAGGCGUCCCGUUCCGGAUCCAGGUUGAAACCUAUCUGGACAGUGCGUUAAACGAUACUUGUACAAAAUCCAGCGGAUUGGACAGUACGGUUAAGCCAUUGCAUGCUGCCGCAUGUCAAAUUAAGGUUUUCAAAUUGAAAGGAGCUGAUCGUAAGCACAAACAGGAUCGUGAAAAGAUCCUUAAACGACCACCUGCUGAGCAGGAAAAAUUCCAGCGUAGCUGCGAAUGCACAAUUCUUACUGAUAUAACAACAGAGUCGAUGCUGACACCGCUCGUUGGCAACUACAGCCCUGAACAUAUUAAGCGAAACAUAUCACCGCUUCUUAUUGCACCAACCUCGCCGGUGCAAAUGAAUAAACUGGAGAAUAUUAUGUCAUCCUUCUGCAAUGGACCGGUAACCCCAACCACCAAAACUGCCGCUAUGGCUGCGGUAGUUGCCGCCGUGAGCAGUAAUCCUAUCGCUAUCAGCAAUGUGUCCUCCACGAACAGUAUCUGUAAAAUGAUGGACCAGAAUGUGCUGUCUCCGCCUCAGGUUACUGUCGAGAUGGACGAUUAUGAGCCUCAAAUUACGAAGGAGUCAAGUCCUUCGGUAUUGAACCAAUGGUUGAACUAUCACCGUUUGAGUUCUUAUGCGAAGACCUUUUCGCAGUUUUCAGGAUCAGAUUUGUUAAGAAUGUCUAAGGAUGAUUUGUGCAAAAUUUGUGGUUUGGCGGAUGGCAUACGUAUGUUCAAUAUACUUCAUUCAAAAGCUAUUACACCGCGAUUGACAAUUUAUGUAUCCUUGGACAACAGCAUGUAUCACGCCAUCUAUCUUCACGCCAAUACGAUUCCGGAAUUGAUGUACAAUCUGCAAAAGAUUCCCGGCUUCAUGGAGGCUAUUCAUGGAUCCAGCGCUUUAGAGAGUGGCGUCCUGUGGUCAGGAAAUUAUCAACGUUCGCUGAAGAAUGCUGGCUCGACAGGGAACAAGUACUCCAAUGUUAGCACCAGUGAAGCACACGUAUCAGUUCCAUCCCCGUCAUCACCCAUUUCAUCGUCAUCGGUAUCUCCACGUAUGAAUUUGCUCGUCAACGGUCCGAACGGCAUACAUGUGCUAAUGACGGAGGACGUUCUGAGUAAUAUCAGGGAUGACAGUUUGUUCCAGAUCGAGAUUAAAUCAAACGGGAAUGUAUUGAUGAAAGCGGUUGCACCCACCUGUAGUGCAAGUGGGGCCUCUAGCCGUGGGGAAAAUGAUAUGAAUUAAAAAUGUCAACAUUUUUGUCGCGUGAGAGCGACACAAAUCAUAUGAAUUUUUAUCCGUUGUCUUGCAGAUGAUUUUUAGUGUCGAAUUUUUGUUACUUACUGUUGCAGAUAAUUGUUCUGAAUGUUUGGUGUUGGAUGUACGUUAAUUUGAAUAGGAAAGAAAUUCAUUCGAUGGAUCUGUUGUCGAAUAGUGCAGAUGUUGCUAUUAUUUGUUCAAGGUGAAUAACUUCCAUAGCCAUCUCUUUUCAAUAUUUUCACUUUUCAUGUAGAAAAAAUUAUGCAGAUUGUUGAUAAAUGGUUUCAAACAUUGAUAUUAUGCUCUUUAUUGACUUCGGCAAACACUAUAUCAUAACAUUCUGCAUAAUUUCAGUAUUGUUUGGUAACGGUUUUACAGCAUGUCUUAUUUAAUCCAAUUGCCUAAAUUAUCCGAGGCACAACAAUGCUAACAAUCGAAAUGAAAUUGAUAAGAAUUAUUGAAUAGCGAAAACAAGUUUUUCUGAUCGUUUGCGAAAGUCUAAAGAUGUCCUUAUCUGUAGUAGAAAACGUUGGACUGAUGAUCACAAAUCGAAAACAAGAGAUUUCUUGCAAGUACAAAAAAUCUUUUUGAAUUUAAGUAAACUAUGCAAGACUAAAACAUGAUCGCCUCUGAUAAUGUGCCUUAUCGACGAAACAAUUUGUGCAGUUACAAAAUCAUUUCAUUUUGCAAUAAGUGUAAAACAUCAGCAACCUAAAAUUCAAACAAACAAUCUUAUUCACAUACAAUUUACACAACUAUUGCAUAUGGCUGCAUUAAAACAUAGGUCUCCGUGUAAUUUGAUAGAUACGAAUAUAAUAGACACAGUGCUGUAGCCGAGCCAAUCUUGAGUGGCAGCGUGCAAUUUUUAGAACAAAAAUAUAUGUCUUGUAAGCAGAAAAAAUUAUUUCAUAUUAAUAAAUAAAAGAAAUGUGCGAAACCGCAA